AAUACGUGACAGUUUGAUAAAAAAUACUAUUUACGUGAUAUUUGAAUAAAAAAUUUGGCAAAAGAUGACAUUUUGAUCCGCCAUCUAAUCCCAUCUACACUUUUAUUAUAAAAACAAAAACUCAUAUUGUGAGGUGUGACAAAACACAUAUAAAUAGCACUACUGCUUGCAUAGGUUCCCGUAAGAAUAUCAAGCGGAAGAAAGUUCUCUUCCAAGACCAAGAUAACAAUACUCCAGAGGGUGUGUCUCACAAAAAAACAAAAAGAAAGAAAGAAAAAGAAAAUGGUUCAACAGGAAAUCCGAAGAGGUCCCUGGACAGAACAGGAGGACUUCAAAUUGGUGUAUUUUGUUGGCAUGUUUGGAGACCGUAGAUGGGAAUUUAUAGCUAAGGUUUCAGGUUUGAAUAGAACAGGUAAGAGUUGCAGGUUACGGUGGGUUAAUUACCUCCAUCCUGAUCUCAAACGAGGGAAGCUGACACCCCAAGAAGAACACCUUGUCAUUGAGCUUCACUCCAAAUGGGGAAAUAGAUGGUCAAGAAUUGCUCGCAAACUACCAGGGCGCACUGAUAAUGAGAUUAAGAAUUACUGGAGGACUCACUUGAGGAAGAAAAAGGCACAGGAGAAAAAACAUGCACCAGUUCAAUCACCAACAUCUUCUAGUUGUCAAUCCUCUUUAACCUCAAACAAUCAUGCUGUGGAUUCACAUGCUUCCAAAAAGGGUGGACAAGAAAGCUUUUAUGACACAGACCAAGAUGCUGAACAGGGUUACUCUAUGGAUGAUAUAUGGAAUGAUAUUGCUAUGUCAGAAGAGAACAUUAAUAUGCAACAAGUCUAUGAUGGGCAGAGUGAGGAGUGUUGCAAAUUCUCUUGUCCUCCAAUUCAUUCUCCAUCACUAGAUUAUUCUUCAGACCCGCUAUGGGUGAUGGAUGAAGAAGAAAGAAAGAUGUUAUUCCCUAUUAUAUGUGACCAAUAUUUUUCAUGCUAUCAACAAGGCACCGCAACUCUAACAGGUUAAUUAAUCAGGAUUCUUUUUUCAAUUAUCAAUAUUUUGUUCAUAUUCGUGUGCCACUGUCAUCAGAAAGCCUAACCUGUGUAGCAUAAGCUUUCAGCAUGGUUCUCCAAUAGUGUGAAACAGCUGUAAUCGAUGUCGAACGUAACUAUAGUUGUGUCAAUGUUUUGUGUGCUUUUAGUUUCAAGAAACGUCCAAAAGGGAGGUGGUAUGUUUUGAAUGUAAAAUAUCAAUUGCACUUGUUCAAGUUUUAUGUGAUUCGGAUAUGUAUCAAUAUGGCGCUUUAAUUUUAUAUUA
Molecule: messenger RNA, 1305 nt
Organism: Gastrolobium bilobum
Lineage: Eukaryota; Viridiplantae; Streptophyta; Magnoliopsida; Fabales; Fabaceae
Product: transcription factor MYB59-like
Exons: 4
Coding region: 283-1014 (243 amino acids)
Biological process (GO): regulation of DNA-templated transcription
Cellular component (GO): nucleus
Molecular function (GO): sequence-specific DNA binding; DNA-binding transcription factor activity
Source: RefSeq, a predicted model, not a curated record